This is a messenger RNA of Mycena indigotica, 3891 nucleotides long. RefSeq names its product RNA-dependent RNA polymerase. Lineage: Eukaryota; Fungi; Basidiomycota; Agaricomycetes; Agaricales; Mycenaceae. The coding region runs from base 1 to 3891 and encodes 1296 amino acids. Gene Ontology annotation, molecular function: RNA-directed RNA polymerase activity; clathrin-cargo adaptor activity. Gene Ontology annotation, biological process: siRNA processing; vesicle-mediated transport. The record is from RefSeq and is a predicted model, not a curated record. The transcript has 24 exons. Gene Ontology annotation, cellular component: nuclear RNA-directed RNA polymerase complex; AP-1 adaptor complex.
AUGGAACCAAUUGAAGAUGGUCAGCAUUGUUCCUCCGAACUCCCACACAAAUUUGACGCAUUCUAUCAUACAACAAUAGACCAGGAUACCUAUCACCGUCCCCCAUCUCUCUCUCAGUCCUCAAGCUUCUCAGUCGAAAACGAUAUUUCCGAAUGGGCCGCAUUUGCACCGAGCCAACUGUUUAGGCCAGCCGCGGAACCAAAAGAUGCAACAAAUGUUGAAGGGCCCAGCCUGUCUCAACAUUCCAGCUUCUCAGAACUUGGUGGUGUGGACGACAUCUCGGACCUGAUCAGGAUUGCGCCUACUCAAAUGGUCCAAGCAGCGUUGCCUGAUCAACAACGUGCAACAUCCUUUGCCCGGACAGACAGCGCAUCUUCCUCUGGCUCUGGCUCGUCUACCGACUCUAAAUGGUCAAAUGCAACCUCAUUGACGAGCGUUGAAUCUACGACAACACUUCCCAUUGCCAGCACAUCCGCUGUGAAACUUGAAACCGUCAGGCGAAAUAAUGCAGCAACAGAGCCUGAGAUUGAUCCCAGAAAACGGAAAUUUUCGGUCUUCAGCGAGAGCAACCCCAAACCCGCUAAAAAACCAAGACUGCCAGAAGUGGAUGACCCAGAUGCGCCUUUUAUCAUUGCUCAUUCCCCUGCUCUGCAUCGGGCUAUGAGCACCCUCGACCUGCCGUACGGGGUCCAAUUCGAAAUCAAUCGGUUCACCAAACGCCCCGGAUACGAACUGAAGGAACCAUUGGAAGUUCUAAAAGCCAAAAACAAUACCCAAGCCGCAUCAUUGAUACCCGGUCUUUUUGGCCAAUCCGAAACUGCAGCGCAAGAUGCAUUCGCGAAAGAAAUAGCAGCAAAGGCUCCGUGGACCGAGCUCGAUCUUGAGGACAGGUACCUCAAUGUGAACCCUUUAGCUGGUUUGGGCCACUUUUCCGAAACGAAAGAUUGGUUUGGCGGCAAGAUAGACUUUAAAGGGACCAUUCACCAAGGAUACAAAAUUGUCUUAAAACCUCCAGAACUGAGCACAUCCAAUCGAUUUGCGCGGCGUUUCGGAUCUGCCCGGUUUCUUACUCUGACCAUCGACAAAAAGAUGAUCAACGAGGGACAGCGGAUGAUAGACUUUCUGUGUCGACCUUUUGUUCUCUGCGGCUACGUUUUCCGUGCAUAUGAUGCGAAGGACAAUAAUGUCUUCCUGGUGGCGACAAACGAGGUUGUCGAGGGUCCAGACUCUCGAAUCAACCCGCGUAGAACCAUCCCAGGGUUCGCUUUGGGAAGGUCCAACUCCAUUCCUAUCUUACGACUGGAAGCAGAUGCCAUUGUAAAGAUUCCUGAUCUCGAAUCGGCUUCCGGGAGCGAUAUGACCGAUGGUGCGGGCUUGGCCAAUAAAGCGGCUUUACGGUUAAUCUACAAUCGGAUCGAAAUGGAUGCGUGGCCGACUGCUGUCCAAGUUCGAGUAGUUGGUGCAAAGGGCCUGCUGGUCAUGGACCCAGAAGACACGCAAGAGACACCCAAGAUUUGGCUACGACCAUCCCAAAUCAAAGUCAAACACAACUUGGAUGAGCUCAGUAGCGCAGACCCAGCUCUGCUUACCAUCGACCUUCUCCGAACAGCGCACUGUCGAACGAGCUGCCGCUUGUCAAUAGAGACCAUAAUCAACCUCGCAGAGAACGGAGUUCCUACAUCGGUCUUUCUCAGGUUACUUGAGAGCGCCAUGGUCAAUCUAAUCACUCCUCUCAUCACCUGGGACGGUGAAGACGCGAUGCAAAAUUUAUGGUAUGCUGUCGCACGUACUGGGGGGGUUAUCCCUGCGCGAUUGGCACGGCAAGAGACUGUUUUGGCGCGCCAAAAAGGCUACGCCGAACGAGAAGUUGAAGAAGAUGACGAAGAAGACGACGACAAUCAACCUCAGAGCACCGCCUGGUGGGUUGAUGAAAUAUCUGGCUGUCCAUCGUCACUCGAAGAGACGGUUCUCGCUCUUCUCGAUUCCGGGUUUCACCCCGAGACUUGCUCAGUGCUUCGUGCAAAGCUUGGCAAGGUUGUUGACAGUUGCUUCAACCGGUACUUCGAAUCGUAUCGGAUUGAUCUACCAAGUGGCAUGUCUGCGACGGCGUUUAUAGUUCCGGAUCAGUUUGGCGUGUUAGAAGAAGGCGAGUUCUUCUUGAAGAGCACUCAUUUCGACUUCUUCACUGAAGAUGGAUUGCCGACGGAAGUUCUGUGCGGAGAUGCGCUAAUAACCCGAUACCCAUGCAAGCUCCCCACAGAUAUCCAAAAGUGGAAGGCGGUUGAUCGGCCAGAACUAAGGCAUCUCACAGAUGUAAUUGUUCUUUCGACCAAAGGCCAACGCCGUGCUGCAGAUUUUCUGAGUGGAGGGGAUUAUGAUGGCGACAAGGCACUUGUUAUCUGGGAACCAGAGAUGGUAGCGAACUUCCGGAAUGCACCACUUCACUAUUCUGAGGAGCCCGAAUCGGUUUCCAAGUCGUUUUCGCCCAAUAACGAGACGGUGGCCCAGUUCUUCGAAAGAACCAAGGAUUUCACUACCGAAGCUCGUCUACGGGCGAAACAGCAAUAUCUUUUGAGCGCCAUUCGAGAUCCAGCGACUGUCGGGCAGUAUAGUAAUUGGCAUUUGAAUGCCAUUUACACUCUCGGCUACACCCACCCCGAUACUAUUCGUCUCGCUUAUAUGUUCUGCAAGACGUUGGAUGGUGCCAAAACUGGGCUUCGAGUCCUUGAACCGAUCUACAAGGCUGACAAGAAAAAGUUUGAUAAGAGACCACCUGCAUGGAAAGAAGGAUCAAAUUCAAAACGAGGCGACGAGACAAACAUGCUUAAUAUCCAGCGGGAUCCUAAAUUGGGGCCAUUCAUAAUGGACGAGCUGCAUAAACGAAAAUGGCACUCCAUGGAGUGGAGUCGGAAGCUCAAAGAAGAGGUCGACGCGAAAUUCAAUCAGCGUAAGCACAUGGUGGACGAAGACCUCACUGCACCUUGGCUCUUAUUCGAAGCAACCGAGACAGCCAGGAUCCAAAGACAAACGGCGGACAAUGCGAAAAUAGCGACAUUAGCAAAGGGAGCACAAAAUCAUGAAGAGCUGAAGGGAAUGGCGGACGAGUUAUUAGCGAGGAUUGAGAGCAUUCCGCAGAGCGACCUGGACCUCAUCAAAGAACAUGUUCAAGGUGUCUACAAAAACCACGGUGCCAGAAUUGAUCGAAAGUUCACCACUAUGAAGAUUGAGAAACGCCAGGACACCCUUCGAGAACUCUCCAGGGAGUUUGCGGAUGGUGCGAACAAGUUAUCAAUGGACAAAGACCAGGCUCUUCGGAUCAUGGCAUCGUACGCAUACUGGUAUGACUCGGAGGAGAGAAAGUCCAAAUGGUCGGCGUGGUCUCGAUUCCCUUGGGAUGUUGCGUUCCGAGAACACGUACUGCCCGCCUACUCACGAUACAGACCAGGCAAAGUCCGUCUCUCGAAGUGGUUUACAACAACAGCGCCAAAGGCCAAGGCAAAGAUUGUCAAAGAUGUCACUCAACUUGUCCUUGCGCGACGGACUCGCAUGUGCAACUUCUUGGAGUACAAAGAUACGAAAGUGGUCUAUCGACGAUAUGCCUCUCUCUUCUUCGUCUGUGGGAUUACUUCGAGCGACAACGAGCUGGUCACAUUAGAGAUCAUCCAUCGCUAUGUCGAAGUCCUGGACCGAUAUUUCGGGAAUGUUUGCGAAUUGGACUUGAUAUUCAAUUUUCAGAAGGCAUAUGCUAUUCUUGACGAGCUAAUAAUCUCCGGAGAACUGCAAGAAUCGUCCAAGAAAUCAGUGUUGCGUGUGGUUACUCAGAGCGACUCGGUCGAAGAGCAGGAAAACUCGGAGGACUCGAUGGUGAGGCUAGGCUCUCGUAGUAUAUAG